AUGCCGAUGAAGCGGCAGCUGCUGAAGAUCAUCAUCUUGGGCGACAGCGGUGUCGGCAAGACGUCGCUCAUGCAUCAAUACGUGAGCCACACGUUUGACAGCCGCUACAAGGCGACCAUCGGCGCUGACUUUCUUUCGAAGGACGUGGAGGUGAACGGACGCGUGGUGACACUGCAAAUCUGGGACACGGCCGGCCAAGAACGUUUCCAGUCACUCGGCUCCGCCUUCUACCGCGGUGCAGACGCGUGCAUCCUUGUCUUCGACGUGACGCAGCAGGAGUCAUUCGCGCACAUUGGCUCAUGGAUGGAGGAGUUCAGCAUCCAGGCGGGCCGCCGCGACAGCGUGUUGGUGGGCAACAAGACAGACCUGGAGGAUCGGCGCCAGGUGGCCAGUAAGACAGUGCAGGCGUGGUGCGCGAAGCAGAACGCGGCGGCUGCCAAUGCGAACAACGGCGCCGGUGCCGGCGCGGAUGAUAGCGCGGCGCCAGAAAUGAAGUACUUCGAGACGUCCGCGAAAGAGAACGCCGGUGUCGAGGAUGCCUUUAUCGCUGUGGCACAGCUGGCUCUGGCCAAGAAGGCAACGGUCGAGGAGACGACCCCGAUGCCGCAGACGGUGAACCUGAACCAAGCCCAGACCCCGCAGACCACCAGCUCCUCCGCCUGCAGCUGCUAA
Molecule: messenger RNA, 672 nt
Organism: Leishmania braziliensis MHOM/BR/75/M2904
Lineage: Eukaryota; Euglenozoa; Kinetoplastea; Trypanosomatida; Trypanosomatidae
Product: putative rab7 GTP binding protein
Exons: 1
Coding region: 1-672 (223 amino acids)
Molecular function (GO): GTP binding; GTPase activity
Source: RefSeq, a predicted model, not a curated record